Cinara cedri is the source of this 3560-nucleotide messenger RNA. The record is from the annotation of a GenBank genome assembly. NCBI's taxonomy places the organism in Eukaryota, Metazoa, Arthropoda, Insecta, Hemiptera, Aphididae.
AUGGGUAGAGAGGACAAAGCGACUUGGAAAGCUAACUAUUUUGUUAAGUUGGUGGUAUGUAAUACAUUCAUCUGAAUUAUAUAAACUUAAGUUUCAUUUAAAAUAUAAUUCCUUUUAGAAUUUACUUGACGAAUUCCCAAAAUGUUUUAUUGUGGGAGCCGACAAUGUGGGUUCAAAACAGAUGCAGCAAAUCCGCAUCAGUCUUCGUGGAAACGCUGUUGUACUGAUGGGCAAGAAUACAAUGAUGAGGAAAGCAAUCAAAGGCCAUAUUGACAGAAAUCAAUCUCUUGAAAAGUAAAAUAAUUUUUAAAUAUACCUAUAUGGGUGUAAGCUAUAGGUACAUAUAAAACUUAAAUAAUAAUUAAUGAUGAUAGUGUCAACUGAAAAGUGGAGUCUUAACGCAUUAAAGCCAGAAAUGGUUGAACCCAUUGGUGCGGACAAAGCUUAUUGUAGUAAAAUGCUUUAUACGCAGUCUGAAACUUUUGUAGUUUAUUUAAAAAUUAUAUUAUAGUAACAGUAAUUGUGAUGAAAAAUGAUUACAUAAAAGAUCAAUCGUUAACAUGCCAAAGCCAGAAAUGGCUGAACCCAUUGUCAUGGAUUGAUUUUUAUUGAUGUUAAAUGCCUUGUGCAGUCUGAUUUACUGUGACAAAAAAUUCUAAAGUCUUAUAUUUGGAAUUUCUAGUUUUUUAAUUGAAAAAUUAUUUAUUUUAGGAUUAUGCCUCACAUUAGAGGAAAUGUAGGAUUUGUAUUUACUCGUGAUGAAUUAGUUGAGAUUAGAGAUAAACUUUUAGAAAACAAAGUACGUGCACCUGCUCGUCCUGGAGCUAUUGCUCCAUGCCCUGUUGUUAUUCCUGCACAGAAUACUGGUCUUGGACCCGAAAAAACUUCUUUUUUCCAGGCACUUUCUAUUCCAACUAAAAUUUCAAAAGGAACAAUUGAAAUCAUUGUAAGAAUAACAUGUGAAUGUGUAUUAAAUUUUUUUUUUUACCAAUGUAUUAAAUGUAAAAUAUUUUAGAACGAUGUGCAUAUUUUGAAAGAAGGUGACAAAGUAGGAGCUUCUGAAGCAACAUUAUUGAACAUGUUGAACAUUUCUCCAUUUUCAUAUGGUUUAGCUGUACAGAUGGUGUAUGAUUCUGGAACUAUCUUUGAACCAGCUAUUUUGGAUAUCAAGCCAGAAGAUUUGUUGAAAACUUUUUUGGCUGUAAGUUUUAUUUAAUUUCAAUAAUUAUGUGCUGGAAUUGCAUAGUUAAUAUUGUGUUUAUAUAUUAUACUAUUAAAACCCGAAGUGAUACUUAUGAACACGUGUAUUCAGAUUUAUAUUAAACCAAUUAGCAUGGUUUUUAUAUACAGGGUUUAACAGGACUAUUUGACAUUUGUAUGUGUAACUACCAUGUUUAUUGACUAUUUGUAGGCUAUUUGGCAUGAGUGCCAGAAACCAAAUUGUUCAGGAAAGUCCAAAAGCUAUUAUGUAUGGUAUAAUUUAAUCUUAAAAUUAUACCAAUUUAGUUUAAUUUACUUUUGACCUGAAAACCUAAAAAUUCAUUGCACUACUUACCACAGGCUUGUGCAGACCUUGCUGGUUUGCUAUACAUAGGAUGAUUCAAAAUUUAUGUCACUGCCAUUUUAUCAUAUAAAUAUUCAAAAUAAAGUAAAAUGUAUAAUGUUGGCGUGCUGCAUUUGAAUAGUAUUCCACUAUACCUUUCCCCUGCCUAAUCUAAAAAGUAAAAUAUUUCGUCAAUGAAUUGAUGGAAAUCAAAAAUUUUAACACCAAAGGCGAUAACAACUAAUGCUCCAUCAAUGUAUGAUAUUUUUAAUAGGUUUAGGUUCCUAUUUGAAUUUUAAAAGUUGACGCCCAUAAAAUACAGUAAAAUAAAUAAAAAUUAUAAAUUAUUUUAGAUGUUUAUAAAUAAAAAAAUGUUUGUAUUAUACAUACUUCUCUAUUUUUAAUAUUUAAAUGAUGAAAAUGGUAACAUAUUUUGAAUCACCCUGUAUGCAUAUUUUAUAAUAUAUUGUAUGUAAUAUAAUAGAAUAUUAUUUUGAUUAUUAGUUAUUAGUUCAAUUAUUAUAAGUAUUGGAAUUAUUGCCUAAGACACUUAUCAUAACAGUGAUAUUUAAACUUUUUAUAAAUUCCAAAGUCCUCUCUAUCUAGCUUCGCAACGCCCCACAUAUAAAAAUAAUAUAAAGUAAAUUUUGUCAAGCAGCCUUCAAACAGCCAAUAUAAUUCAAUUGACUCCAAAAAUGUUGAAAAGUUGAACUGAACUAAUGCAUUUUAUUGGUAGUCGUGUAGAUGUUUAGGUAUAUUUUGUAUAAUAAUAAAGUUAUGUGUGUUUUGUACUUAUUAAUUAUUUCCUCUACUGUUCAUGUUGGUAGGCUAUCUGCAGUAUUGUUUUUUUAAUGAUACAUUAAUGAUGAUGAUUUAUAAUUUUAUUUUGUCUUCUUUUCCCAUCAGAAGACUUGAUGUUGAUAAUAGAAAUCUGAAUUAAUUUGUUAAAACAGUAAAAGUAAGAGGAUAUGAUGAUGAUUCAUAAUUUAACUUUGUCUUCUUUUCCCGUCAGAAGACUUGAUGUUGAUGAUUUAAAUCUGAUUUUGUUAAAACAGUAAUAUUAGAAUGGUGAUUUGUAAAUUAAUUUUUUGGUAUCCUUUUUCUGCCUGAAAACUUAAUGUUAUUAAGUUUAUUUUCUAAAACUGUAAAUUACAAUGAAAAUCAUUUAAAAAUUUAUCAAAAUUAUGAUGAAUAUAAUUUGCUUUUUAAGUCUUUUCCCAACUGAUUUUACUGUUAUGAAUGUAUUUUUCAUAUAAUUAGUAGUUUUUUAAAUAAAUAGUUGAUUAUUAUUCAAAACCACUGUGGUAAACAUACUGAUAACAUCAUUGUAGAAAAAAAAUUGGUUACCAUAGAGAACAUAGGAAAUCAUUUAAAACAAGUAUCAGCGUCUCUAGCAGACAAUGGAUAAACAUUCAUUUCACCCACUGUAGCUGUUGCCCUCCGCCUACAAUUGUACAACAAAGGUUUGCUUAGUUAAUUUUUUUCAUGCCUUAAUUAUUGAUCACAAGUAGGGCAAUUUUUAUCAGUAAGUUUUUAACCACCUAUUUUGGUAUGCCUGUUGUCACGAUUGUAACAUUUGUAUAAUUAAAGAUUAAAAAAAAAAUGUAAUAUUAAUAUUGUGAAAAAGAGUUUAUAAAUAUUAUAUCAAAUUUUUAGGGAGUAUGUCAAUUGACUGCUGUUUGCUUAGAAAUCAACUAUCCAACAGUAGUAUCUGCUCCUCAUAUGGUGAUCAAUGGGUUUAAGAAUUUGGUUGCAAUUGCUGCUGAAACUGAAAUUGAAUUCAAAGAGGCUACGACUUUCAAGGAAUAUCUGAAAGUAAUGAACUAUAUUCUACAGUAUUAUUUUAUUUGACAUUAUUUAAUUAUGAUAACAUUCAUUUUAGGAUCCAUCAAAGUUCGCUGUUGCUGUUGCGGCUCCUGUGGAAAGUGCAACACCAGCACAAGAAGCAAAGAAAGAAGAAAAGGUUGAAAGCGAAGAAGAGGAAGACGAUGAUAUGGGCUUCGGUCUAUUUGACUAA